Solanum stenotomum is the source of this 3802-nucleotide messenger RNA. Its product is annotated as probable phospholipid-transporting ATPase 4. Gene Ontology annotation, cellular component: plasma membrane. The record is from RefSeq and is a predicted model, not a curated record. Gene Ontology annotation, biological process: phospholipid translocation. NCBI's taxonomy places the organism in Eukaryota, Viridiplantae, Streptophyta, Magnoliopsida, Solanales, Solanaceae. The transcript is spliced from 9 exons. Gene Ontology annotation, molecular function: ATPase-coupled intramembrane lipid carrier activity; magnesium ion binding; ATP hydrolysis activity. The coding region runs from base 90 to 3722 and encodes 1210 amino acids.
AAGCAUGAUGCUCGGGGUGUUUAAUUGUGUUAUUGUUGAAGGGAAGCUAUAGCUGUGUGUGUUGAAUCUUUUUCAUGUGGUGAUAAAGAAUGGCUGGAGGUAAGAUAAGGGCGAAGAUCCGUAGGAGUAGUAUUUACACAUUUGGUUGUCGUAAAAGGCCACCAACUUCUGAGGAAGAAAGUCCUCAUGAGUUAGGACCUGGUUCUUCAAGAGUAGUCCAUUGCAACAAACCUCAACUCCAUGACAAGAAACCUCUCAAGUAUUGCACAAAUUUUAUAUCCACUACAAAGUACAAUGUCAUCACGUUCCUACCCAAGGCCUUAUUCGAGCAAUUUAGGCGUGUUGCUAACUUGUAUUUCCUUUUGUGUGCAAUCCUAACACUUACAACAGAUCUUUCGCCAUUUGAUCCGUUUAGUACGGUGGCUCCUUUGGUAUUUGUUGUUGGUUUGAGUAUGGCAAAGGAAGGAUUGGAAGAUUCAAAGAGAUUCCUACAAGAUAUGAAUGUAAAUCGUAGGAAAGCUAGUGUACAUUCGAUAGAUGGUGUGUUUGAAGAUAAACCAUGGAUGAAAGUCCGGGUUGGAGAUGUCUUGAAAGUGAAAAAGGAUCAAUUUUUUCCAUGUGAUUUACUUCUUUUAUCAUCUAGUUACGAAGAUGGAAUUUGUUACGUGGAAACUAUGAACUUAGACGGAGAGACAAACUUGAAGGUAAGAAGAGCUUUGGAGGUUACCUUACCCUUGGAUGACGAUGAGGCUUUCAAGGAAUUCAGUGCCACCAUAAAAUGUGAAGAUCCCAAUCCUAGCCUUUACACUUUUGUUGGCAACCUUGAAUAUGAUCGUCAGGUUUAUCCUCUUGAUCCUAGUCAGAUUCUUCUCCGAGAUUCAAAACUUAGGAAUACCGGUUAUGUCUAUGGAGUUGUAGUAUUCACUGGCCAUGAUAGCAAAGUUAUGCAGAAUUCUACAAAGUCCCCUUCAAAGAGGAGCAGGGUUGAAUUACAGAUGGACAAGAUCAUUUACCUCCUUUUCGCCCUCCUUCUCUUGAUAUCAUGUGUUAGUUCCGUUGGUUUUGCCUUGAAUGUAAAAUUCGACAUGCCAAAAUGGUGGUAUCUGCAACCUUUUGACAAUACCAAUAAUUCAACUGAUCUAAGCGAGCCUGAGUUGUCUGGCCUUCUGCAUUUGCUCACUGCACUUAUUUUGUAUGGUUAUUUAAUUCCCAUAUCCCUCUAUGUCUCCAUUGAAGUCGUGAAAGUCCUACAGGCAUCAUUCAUAAACCAGGAUAUCAGUAUGUAUGAUGAUGAGACAGGAACUCCUGCUCAAGCUCGUACUUCAAACUUAAAUGAGGAGCUGGGGCAGGUUGAUACAAUCCUCUCGGACAAAACUGGCACUUUGACAUGCAACCAAAUGGACUUCCUGAAAUGCUCUAUUGCUGGUCUUCAGUAUGGAACACGUGCUAGUGAUGUAGAACUUGCAGCUGCAAAGCAGUUGGCAGAGGACAUGGGUGGGCAAGAUCUUGAACCUUCACAGACAACUGAUGGGGGCAAUGGAGGAGUCCAAUUAGAGACUGUCGUCACCUCUAAAGAUGAAAGAAACCUCAAACCUGCAAUAAAGGGGUUCAGCUUUGAGGAUAGCCGCCUAAUGAAGGGAUGUUGGAUGAAAGAGCCAAAUACAGAUGUCAUCUUGCUUUUCUAUAGGAUACUUGCAAUUUGUCAUGCUGCUAUUCCCGAGCACAAUGAGGAGACUGGAGGCUUUAAUUAUGAAUCAGAGUCUCCAGAUGAAGUAUCAUUUCUUGUUGCAGCCAGAGAAUUCGGUUUUGAGUUUUUCAAAAGAACUCAAGCAAGUGUUUUUGUAAAAGAAAGAUACCCUUCUUUUCAAGAUCCAAUUGAAAAGGAAUACAAAAUUCUUAAUCUCUUGGACUUCACCAGCAAGAGGAAGCGAAUGUCUGUUAUUAUUCGGGAUGACACUGGCCAGAUUCUUCUCUUGUGUAAAGGAGCAGACAGCAUCAUCUAUGAUAGAUUAGCAAAGAAUGGAAGGAAGUUUGAGGAAGCUAUGACUAAGCAUUUGAACGAAUACGGGGAAUCAGGGUUGCGUACUCUUGUGCUUGCCUACAAGAAACUGGAUGAGGCAGAGUACUCGACUUGGAAUGAAGAGUUUACUAAAGCAAAAACUUCAAUUGGUGGGGACAGAGAUGUAGUUCUUGAACGUGUAUCUGAUAUGAUGGAAAAGGAUUUGAUCCUUGUUGGUGCUACAGCUGUGGAGGACAAACUACAGAAGGGAGUUCCUCAGUGCAUAGAUAAACUGGCGCAAGCUGGUCUCAAAAUAUGGGUUCUGACAGGUGAUAAGAUGGAAACAGCCAUAAACAUAGGGUACGCGUGUAGUUUGCUUCGACAAGGGAUGAAACAGAUAUGCAUAACAACAGUGGAUGCAGACUCAGUGGCUCAAGAUUCUAAACAGGCUACAAAGGAGAACAUUUUGAAGCAAAUCACAAAUGCUUCGCAGAUGGUCAAACUUGAAAAGGAUCCUCAUGCUGCAUUUGCUUUGAUAAUUGAUGGGAAAACACUAUCUUAUGCAUUGGAGGAUGAUACGAAGCUUCAAUUUUUGAAUUUAGCUGUUGAUUGUGCUUCAGUCAUUUGCUGCCGUGUCUCUCCUAGGCAGAAAGCUUUGGUAACUAGGUUAGUGAAGGAGGGAACUGGAAAAAUCACCCUAGGCAUUGGUGACGGUGCAAAUGAUGUUGGGAUGAUUCAAGAAGCAGACAUUGGUGUUGGCAUUAGUGGUGCAGAAGGAAUGCAGGCAGUGAUGGCUAGCGACUUUGCUGUUGCACAGUUUCGGUUCUUGGAGAGACUUCUCGUUGUACACGGGCAUUGGUGCUACAAACGAAUUGCUCAGAUGAUAUGCUACUUCUUCUAUAAGAACAUAGCUUUUGGCCUCACACUCUUUUACUUUGAGGUUUACGCUGGCUUUUCCGGACAGUCAGUCUAUAAUGAUAUGUAUAUGAUUCUAUUCAAUGUGCUUCUUACCUCAUUGCCUGUAAUUGCACUCGGAGUAUUCGAGCAGGAUGUGUCUUCUGAAGUUUGCUUACAGUUUCCUGCACUGUACCAACAAGGCCCCAAAAACUUGUUCUUUGACUGGUAUAGAAUACUUGGGUGGCUUAGCAACGGUAUCUACACCUCCCUCGUGAUUUUCUUCCUCAAUGUUUUAUUCUUCUAUAAUCAGGCAUUCCACUCUGAAGGCCAGACUGCUGACUUGGCUAUUCUUGGUACUUCAAUGUUUACCUGUGUCAUCUGGGCUGUCAACUGCCAGAUCGCGCUCACAAUGAGUCAUUUCACAUGGAUACAACAUGUUUUUAUCUGGGGGAGCAUUGCUGUUUGGUACCUCUCUGUUGUUCUCUAUGGUGAGAUAUUCCCAGGUUACGCUAAAUAUGCCUUCAGAAUCAUGCAGGAACACUUAGGUCCUGCUCCAAUCUUUUGGUGUACCACCCUCCUAGUAACUUUAGCCUGCAUUUUGCCUUACCUUGCCCACGUGGCUUUCCAAAGAGCGUUCCAUCCGAGGGAUCAUCACAUUAUUCAAGAAAUCAAGUAUUAUAAGAAAGACGUUCAAGAUGAACGUAUGUGGAAGAGACAACAAACUAAAGCAAGACAGAAGACGAAUAUCGGUUUCACAGCCAGAGUAGAUGCCAAAAUUAGGAAUUUGAAAGGAAGGCUGCAGAAAAAACAUUCACAGAUGGAGUAAACAUAAGCAUAACUGUGCAUUGCUUUUUCUUCUUUUCCCCAUGAAAUGGAGGUUGGCCAUUUCCAAAUUUUCCCCCCUGG